AUGACUGUUAAGACACCACCCACGCAGCAACGAUCGUCGGUGACUCGAUUAGCUGGCAAGGACAUUGCCGGGUUAUCACGCGUUGUAUCCAAGAGUGAGCUCGAGCGGAUCAAGCAACGUUCGGUUAUCCUGACGGAUGCAGCAGCCCAACAGCUCAAAGCAGAGCGCGAAGCGCAGCAAGCAGUGUCUAGGCACGAGUCGGAGGAACGCAAGCGCCGCAUGAUGGAGAAGGAGAUUGAAGUGCGUGCAAGACGUGAGCAAUCAGCCAUGGAGAUGGAGCUGGAGGCCGAGCGUAAGGCGCUGCUCACGGGCAACGAGAUGAUCAACAACCAGCAUCUCGAGUCGCUACGUAAGAUCAACUCGCUAUCCAUAGCGGCCACAGGCUAUCAGCUCUGUGACACACUAAAGACACAUCAAAAGGAACGACAAGUGACCGAAGCUCGGUAUAACACCAUUCACGACAGUAUCAUGGAACGCGACCGCCGUCGCGACAUCCAGAGGCGGAAAGAUGCCGAAAUCGAGGCACACGCUAAGCGGAUGGAGGCACGCCAAGUGCUUGAGGAGCAGAUUGCAGAGCGUCACAAACAAUCUAUCCGCGAGGAAGAGGCUAAGGAUAUUGAGGCUCAAAAGAUCCUCAAGAUCUACAAGCAGUACGAGGUGGAUGAGCAGAGGAAGCUCGAACAGCAUCGCGAGAGGCAGAAAGAGACGAUGCGUCAGGUGGCGCAGACGAACGAGCAGAUUAAAUACAUGAAGGAGCAGAUGGUUAUUCGAGAUAAGAAGGAGGAAAUGGCUGCGGCAGCGUAUCUGCGCAAGAAAGCUCUAGAAGAAGAAGCCAAACUCCAGGAAGAGGCUCGAAUUCGCAAGUCGAAGGAGCUACGUACCGCCAAACUGCGUGCCCAACAAGAGAAGGCACAAGACAAACAGGCAAUUCAGGACGAAUUCCGAGCUAAGAAAGCGUACGAGGAGACCGAAAAGAACACGCGACUGAAGGAGAAACGCGAUAAGGAGAGGAAAAUCGCGUUGAUGCAGUCGAUCUUGCAAGACCGCAAGAAACAGGAGACUUUCCACGCUGAGCAGGCUGAGCGGAUGCGAGCGCUAGACGCCAACACGGAUCGUAUCGGACAGCAGCAGGUUGAGCGGGAGUACCAACGUCUCAAAGCCGCAGAAGCCGCCGCAAAGGAGCGCGAUCUUAAGCACGGAGAUCUAUUGAUGCAGCAAAUUGAGUCCAAUGAACAGCGACGUGUGAAGGCCAAGAUGUUCGAGCAGAACGAUGCCAAGUUCCUCAAGAAGAAGGCGAUGAAAGAGAGUAUUCUAGCGGAGAAGCCUUCAGCGCUGUGCGAUUACAACUACAACGCCGGUGACUUGACACUCAGCGAAUCGUGUCGAGUGAAGGAAGGAGUGAAUUUCUACCCACAGCAGAUUCACUUGGCUUUCGCAGGAGAGACGGCUGGGACGGGGAUGACGGUGUCUUGGGCGACAUACGAAGAGGUAAAUGACAGCUCGUUAUGGGUCGGCACAGCCAACAGUAGCGAUGCGCUGAAGAUCGUGGAUACCACAGUCGAGAGUAUCAACUACUACCACGACGACAAGUAUCAUAUGUAUCACCACCACGCGACGGUGACGGAUCUAACACCGCACAGCAAUUACUACUACAAGGUCGGCAGCAAGGCCGACGCGAGGUACCAGAGCGACAUGUAUUCGUUCGUGACAGCCCGCUCUGCUUCGGACACCUCAACGUUCAAUGUGGUCAUCUACGGAGACGCCGGUGAUGGUGACAAUUCAGUUGAUACGAUUGCUUACAUGAACUCGCAGACUGCAAACGACAUCGACUUGAUCUACCAACUUGGUGAUAUGUCUUACGCGGACGACGACUAUCUCGUAGCAUCUCAACUCACAGGAUUCUUCUAUGAAGAAGUGUACAACAAAUGGAUGAACUCGUUGGCCCCCAUCAUGAGCUCCGUCCCGUACAUGGUCUUGGUUGGCAACCACGAGGCCGAAUGUCAUUCUCCAGCUUGCCAACUGUCACAAGCGAAGAAGGACAUGCUUGGCAACUACACGGCAUACAACUCUCGAUGGAAAAUGCCGUACAAAGAGAGCGAUGGAGCGUUGAAUAUGUGGCACUCGUUCGACCACGGUCCAAUCCACUUCACGUCGUUAUCGACUGAAACCGACUACCCCAACUCGCCGACGAACGCAUACACUUUGACGAACAAGAACGGGAACUUUGGCAAUCAACUGGGUUGGUUGGAGACUGAGUUGGCGAAGGCCAACGCGAACCGCGAUAAUGUGCCAUGGAUCAUUGUCGGUAUGCACCGACCAAUCUACGACGUGGCCGGCUGUGACGACGGCGUUCCGAAGGACGACAACUUGUAUCUCCAACAAGCGUUUGAGUCCCUUUUUCUCAAGUACAAGGUGGACGUGGUAGUUGCCGGCCACCGACACUAUUACGAGCGUCAACUUCCUAUCGCAAACAGCUCCGUCGUUUUGGACGGCGUGUCGGACGACUACAAGGUCUACGACAACCCUCAGGCGCCAGUGUACAUUUUGACUGGUGCUGCUGGCAACGUGGAGAAUCUGCGUGACGCACCUGACGGCACCGCGCCGUGGAAUGCAGCGUUCGAUUACUCCCACUUCGGUUUCUCAACACUGGAAGCCAACCGCACGAUGCUGUCGUGGAAGUACUUCGCGAGCUCUGACCUGUCGGUGCAAGAUGAAUUCGUCAUGUUCAAGAACGAUUCGAGCCUCUAGCAGUCUGUACGAGAUUCUACCGCGAAAUCAUUACCCUUGGUGCGGGCAUUUCGACAGGUAAGGUCAUCGAUCACGAGGCAUGCCUGAUACUGUAUUACUUUCUUGUGAUUAACCCAAUUUGCAAGAUGUUACCGAAAAUAUACAACG
Phytophthora nicotianae INRA-310 is the source of this 2895-nucleotide messenger RNA. RefSeq lists its product as hypothetical. The transcript is spliced from 2 exons. The record is from RefSeq and is a predicted model, not a curated record. Gene Ontology annotation, molecular function: acid phosphatase activity; metal ion binding. Lineage: Eukaryota; Oomycota; Peronosporomycetes; Peronosporales; Peronosporaceae. The coding region runs from base 1 to 2748 and encodes 915 amino acids.